Molecule: messenger RNA, 7191 nt
Organism: Conger conger (European conger)
Lineage: Eukaryota; Metazoa; Chordata; Actinopteri; Anguilliformes; Congridae
Product: interferon-induced very large GTPase 1-like
Exons: 2
Coding region: 1-5619 (1872 amino acids)
Molecular function (GO): GTP binding
Source: RefSeq, a predicted model, not a curated record
AUGAUCCCUGAUGAACAGGUUCUGAGAUCAGCGUCCGGUGGCCUGGCCCUAGAAGGAAUGUACAAAACUGGAAACCUGGAGGACCUGCUGAAGAAAAGACAUCAACUGCUUGAAGUGCCAGAUUCAUUUAGGCUUCAUGGUCCUGAGCACAAGUAUUUUUAUGAGAAAAAGGAAUUCAAUUCCCGGGAAUCUCAAACAAAGUUUCAGAAGGUCAUAGAAAAACUGGGUAUAAGUUUCAGCCUUUCAGGGAAAAGUCCAAUUUUAGGUUUUGAAUUUGAGGUAAACGCCGAAUAUGAACAUUCUGAAGAAAAGACAAACAAAUCUUCUUCUGAAAACACAUACAUUUUAAACACACAAUAUAACUAUGUGCCACUGGCCUCCUGCUUCAUUGAGAGAGAUAAACUGAAGUUGUGCCACUUUGCCUUGAAUGAGCUGAAAAAAAUUGAAUCAGUUUUGCUGAAUGUAAAUGAGAAGAAUAACCCUCAGUUGCUAAAGGAGGUUGUUGGUUUCUUUCAGACUUUUGGUUCACAUGUAAAUCAAGGUCCUCUUCACUUUGGGGGGAUAUUCUGGUGGACAGCCUCAGCAGAGGGCUUCAGCAACAGUGAGCUGUCAGAAGUGAAGAGUCUAACAUCUUCUGCUUUGAGUGCAUACGCUGGAUUUGGGUCCAUUCUUGCAGGUUCGGGUGGGAUGAGAGCUUCUCUCUCUUACUGCAAAGGCUCCUUUGAAGGAGAAUAUAGUGCCAGUCUUGUCAGUAAAGUUCAGCUUUCUGUCAGCAAGUCCGGAGGACCAGUCGAAACCGAUAAUCCCUUGGAAUGGAAAACGGGUCUGGUGACUUCCAACAAAAGUUGGUGUGUGAUUGACAGGGGAUAUACCCUGGUUCCAGUUUGGGACAUCAUCCUAUCUUCCCACAGAGACGAAUUUAAGAAUGCGCACAAACUCAGCAAAUUCAUCCAGGAAGCAUAUACAGGGAUCACGAAACAGGAUAGACUGGGACUAUGGGAGUCAUACCACAGGAAGAUAAAAAUGGAAGAUGUCCUCCUCGUAAGUAACAUAUCAAGUGCAAAUCCGAACACAGUGGGAAAAAGCUUGUAUCAACAGUAUAUUUACAAGCUUAUGAUGCUGGACUGCAGCGCCAGAUAUUUGUGUUUGAAAGCGACUGAAUCGUCAGGGUCUCAACCACACACUGCUGAAGAUGCAUGUAGCAGUGAUAGUGAUAGUGAUAGUGAUGGUGAUAGUGAUAUUGAUUCAACUGUCCACCCCAUGGAUAUUCAUAUGGCAGUUUUCCAUUGUUCAGAUGAUUUUGUGAGGCAGUACAUUUUUUCCAAACUCUCCACAUGUCAGUUUGCUUUACCUCUCCUGGUACCAAACCCCUUCACGGGUGAAAUAGAGUUCCCUGUGUGGGCACUUCGACAAAUCAAAAAGACCUGGCAGAAUAAACAGCAGCCUAUCUUCAGUGCACAUGUACCUAUUGUGUCCUUUGUGAGGCUGGGGAAAUCCUCAAACUCAAAAUCUCACAUCCUGAGCAACAUCAUCAGCCAACGCAAACACCCAGUGUUUUUCAACAGACAAUGUAAAGGAAGCGUGAGGCACUGUCUCCUGAUGGAUGGGGUUGUGGAAAUCACUUGGUACUGUCCAGGAUCCAAUGAGGGAGACAUUUUUGACAACUGUGUAGCUUUUGCGAAUCUCCAUGGCGAUGCCAGCCAUCACCCCAGACAGCUCCGAUUUCUGCAGGAAGUGAGUGCUUCCACUGUACUACUUCUGUCAGAGAGCCCCCUGGAGGAGGAAGCAAGUAAGACUUUCAAAGAGCUAGAAAGCUCUCCAACGCUAAUUACGCUCCUCUCUGCUAAAAAAAAAAUUGGACGAAGUCAGACCAAUGUUAAAAUUGCAGCAAAGAACAGAAGUGAAGCUGAACUAACUGAAGAAAUCAUCUCCAGUGUCAAACAGUGCCUUUCAACUAAAUUAGAGAGGCCUAGCUUAGCAGCUUGCUUGGAGGUUGCCAGAAAGAGCCAGUUCAGAAUUGAUGAGGACAUUGAACAAUGUAAGGAGGGAAAAGAGCUGGCUCAGCAUAUGAUGAGUUUGCUUAAGGAAGAGAAGAGAGAAGGCAGAAAGGAGGAAGAGGAAUUGAUGAACUUAAAAGGGAGGCAUUUGCCUUUGCAAGGUAAACUGUGGGAGAAUUGGUGCAGGAAGGACAAGCAGCAAUACCGUCUGCACAGCACCGGUGAGAGAAACAACGAGAUGGUAUUGAGUGACAUAAGAUCUGAGAAACAAGCCAUUCGUGUGGAACAACUGAAUAAGGCUUUCCAGCUCAGUGGUUUCAUGAAGUCAUUUCUGCAGUGCUCGCACCAGCCAAAAGAAAAUAAGUCCCUCUAUAUGUUACAAUGGCUUCAUACAUUUCUGGAAGAAUACACCACUGGCACACAUGCCAAACUCCAGGAGAAGUACCACUCAAUAUGGACAGAAAUCCAAGCUAAACCGAAAAGCGAACACGUAAAGGAACUUGUAAAGAAACUUGAAAAGGUGUCUGAGGAGAUCAUAGCAAUGUCAGUGGGGCUACAGCAUCUUAUGAGAGAACUGGGUCAGCUCUAUGAGGCAGUUAAGUCUGUAGCUGUAAGUGAAGACUUCACUGAUAUACAAUGGGUUGACACUCUUCCCAGAAUUGGAGCAGAGCUGCUGAUGGCAGGAUACCCUCUGGAGCUCAUGGACGGAGAUGUGGCUCACGUGCCUCUUGACUGGAUCAGGGCUGUAUUUGACGCAGUUAUACACACACUUGGAGACAAAAGGGUAUUUGUCCUCUCUGUCCUGGGUGUUCAGAGUUCUGGCAAGUCCACUCUGCUGAACACCAUGUUUGGCCUGCAGUUUCCAGUGAGUGCAGGAAGAUGCACCAGAGGUGCAUUCAUGCAGCUGCUGACCGUUGAUGCAGAGAUGAGGGAACAGCUGCAGUUUGACUUCAUCCUGGUGGUGGACACUGAAGGCCUGCGUUCACCAGAGCUCAGCUCUGAAACCACCCUGGCCCAUGACAACCAGCUGGCCACCUUCAUCAUUGGUGUGGGAAACAUGACUCUCAUCAACAUCAUGGGAGAGAAUCCUUCUGAGAUGCAGGAUAUUCUGCAGAUCUGUGUUCAGGCAUUCAUGAGAAUGACAUCUGUCAAAAUAAAAACAAGCUGCAUAUUUGUGCACCAGAAUGUUGCAGAGACGACAGCUAAUGACAAAAAUAAGGAAGGGAGAAGACGUCUUCAAACUAGACUUGAUGAAAUGGCUUGCAUUGCAGCAAAAGAGGAGAACUUGGACAUUAAAAGUUUUUGUGAUAUAAUUCAUUUUAAUGUGGAUUCACACGUGUUCUACUUCAAAAAUCUCUUGGAGGGAGACCCCCCCAUGGCUGCUCCUAACCCCUCCUACAGCCAGAACGUUCAGAAGCUGAAGGACAAGCUGCUCUCUAUUGCUGAAUGGCAGCCAGACUGUCGGCUGCCCUCACUGUCUGAGGUCAAAGUACGAAUCCAAGACUUAUGGGAUGCUCUGCUGCGAGAGAACUUUGUUUUCAGUUUCAGGAACACCUUGGAGAUUUCUGAGUACAGUAAGCUAGAAAAGUCUUAUGGGCAAUGGUCAUGGCGCAUCAGAAAGCAUGCUCUAGAGAAACAGCAAACCUGGUGCAACAAAAUAAACAGCAAACAGGUGAAGGAAGUUUACAUGCCAGAUCUUAUAAAGGAAUUUGAUGAGAUCUACAGACAACUGAAAGAUGAGAUUGAAACAUAUUUUACAGGUGAGGAACACCCAGAAAUCCUGGUUAACUGGAAAGGUGAUGUUGAUAGAAGAUUUGAAACCCUGAAGGACCAGCUCAUUGAAGACACACAGAGGAAGUGCAGGGAUUUGCUCAACAUCAGAAAGUGCGGCUCAGAACUAGAGGGGAGGAAGAUUGGCUACGAGGGAGAAUUGCUCAGGAUGAGUAGAUCUUUAGCCUCAAAACUAAAGGACAAAAAACUGACCAGUGAUGAAAUGGGACCACAAUUUGAUGAACUGUGGACCAAAUGGUUGACAAAAAUAUCCUCUGAGAAAGGUCCGGAAAAACAAGUCGACAUCCAGGCAGUUGUGGAAGCCAUCCUGAACGAUCAAUUUAGAAAGGAAAAACACAUUGCCCAAAAAAUUAGCAAGGCAAUGGUCUCUUUUCAGUUCCAGGUCGACAAACAUGUUUCGCUUAAAUGGUUAGAGAAGCUUUCGAAAAUGUUUCAUUUGUCAGACACUGCAAAUAUUGAGAAAGAAGGUCAGCGACUUACAGAAGAAAUAACUACUAAUGUACAAAAGUACAUUGAAAGGAAGUCAAGAGAAAAUGUGGACUUCAAUGAAAUAUUUUUUCAUGAAAUACUAGAGAGCAUAUCAGAGACUUUGGACAAGUAUGAAAAAGGAGAGAAGCACAUGAAGCUCUUAAAGGAGUAUAAAGUUGACAUCUCCAUUUACACGUGUACAAAGGCAGUCAAAAUGUUCAACAAAAUGCACACAGAUUUCAAGAGGAAAAAUGAUCUGCUGACCUGCCUCGGUGAGAAAAAGAAGCAAUAUUUCAAGUAUUUUAAAGACUCCUGUGAUGGAGCAACUUCUGUCAAGAUUUUUGCCAAUUUCCUGGGUAACCACCUCGGAUCAGCUAUAAAACAAGCAAUGUACAGCAAAGUCAGCCUUCAGAUUGUGGACAAAAUGAAAAGUAACUGCCCAGCUUUCAGUGGAAACCGAGCUAACCUGGAGGACCACAUACUGAAAGAGCUUGCUGAGAGGGAGAACUUUGACCUGUAUGUGGAGUACCUGGAGCGUCCCAAGGAACACUUUGAAAAGUUCAUUAGGCGAAGGGUGGAGGAGUACUGUGGAGACCACAGUUUAACAUCAGAGCUCCUCAAUAGGAACUUGAACAUUUUGGUUGACAAGACUUUGACCGAAAGUUCCAUCGUGACUUCAGAACUGAAAGAGAGAGAUGGCACUAUCUCAAUGUGGCUUGACAAAUUCUGCUCUAAACUUGGGGGUGUUUUCCCCAUCACAAGAGAGAGUUUCAGAAACGUUGAAUGCGAAGGCACUGGUGAUCUGUCAUUCCUCCAGGACAUGAUGGCCCAGUCACUUUCAGACAUGCAGGAAAAGGCAAAGGAAAAAAUAGAAACCUCAAGCCUUGACUUUGACAUGUUUGAGAUUAGACCAGAUGACAUUCUAAUUGAUCAGCUCAGUGGGUGCUGGGAGCAGUGUCCCUUCUGUAAAGUCAUCUGUACAAACACCAUGGCUGACCAUGACACUGACCACAGCGUGAGAUUCCAUCGCUCUAAAGCUCUCGCUGGCUGGAGGUAUGUGCAUUCCACUGAGUUUUCAAUUGACUUUUGCACCACAUCAGUCAGUAGUGAUUCAUGUUUCUUAAAUGCUGAAGGUAAAUCGACACCUCAUAAGGAGUACAGAAAAGCAGGCCCCCCUUAUGACAAAUGGUCAAUCAAGCCAGAUUCUUGUGAAAAAAAGUACUGGAAGUGGUUUGUGUGUGUCUUCAGGAAUAAGCUGCAGGAUAAAUUUGGAGUGAAGUUUGAGGACCGAGGUACAAUUCCAGAUGAUUGGGAAAAAAUCAGUCAGGACAAAGCUGCUGUGGUGAAAGAACUGGGUGUCUGAAUAUGAAUCCAAGUUCAGACCAGCAAUCAUUCAGCCCAUUGAAGGAUACAGACAGUAACUCCAAAAAUGCCACGUGUACCAGUACCAAUCUGUCCAUUCAUCCAUCCUUCCAUGAUCUGACUCACUUCUUCCUGGACCUCAUCUGAAAUGACAUACUUUCCUACUUUUGCAUACAUACAAUGUAGGAGAAAAUUCACAGAACAAGGUGUUCUUCCUCUGUUUUAUGACAAAUCAAUCACAAGUCAAAAUCAGACGAAACUGUCAAACUGUCAGAGUUCAGCAAGCUGGUUCCUCCAAAACCUUAAAGUUUCAGGCCAAAAGUAUACCAAUAUGUAUGUGGCCUAUAAUCAAUGUAUCACAUGUAUGCUGCCUAUUACUCAUAUAAUCAAGAUGCAAGCCAAUGAACCUAUAUCAUUAAUUACAGAUGAGCUUAUGGAAACGCAAGAAACCACCAUUAAUCAAAUGUUAAAGUAUGAUUAAGUAUGCCUAUAUAUUUUCAUAUAUAUAUUUUAACUGCUAAAUUGCGCUAGAAGUAUAGUGACCCAUAUGUAACCUGAAUUGAAUAAAAUAAUGUGUAUACUUAAAGGAAAGUUGGAAAAGUACCGAAUAACACCAUGUUUUGCAUAAUUCAUCUUUUUAUGAUUCUUCUUUGUUAGAAAACAGUUUACAGGACAGGAUGUUUGGCGUUGUGGGGGUGGGCUAUCGUUGUCAAGCACAGUUCACGUAUGAGUCGUGCAGGGCAGGAAGUCUUGUGUGGCGGUUUUGCAGUUCGCAGAACAGCUGUAUGCCUGUACAAUGCGUGAAGAACAUUUAUUUUUAAGAAAAGCCUAUGAUGCAGAAUGUCAGUUAUUUUUGAGCCUUGGAUGUAAAAUGUCAUGUCAAUUAUUUUGGACAAGAGAACAUUUAAGAACAGCUGACAAAACAAACGUCAUGUUUAAAGAAAACAUUUAUUUUAAGAGAAUAGCAUACAAAGCGAAAUUAUAAUUUGGGCGAUUGCCACAAUGAUGAAUCAUUGGGGCAGGACAGAGAGCAGCUGGCAUUUCUGAGGAGGAGUUAUGUUGAAAGAAGUGUAUAAAAUGUGUGUGAAACCAACAAUCGAGGUUCACUUCUACAGAACUGAUCCGGCUUUGUGCACUUGUGCUAAUAAAGUCUUGAAGAGCUUGCUGCCGUGGUGUCUUUUCCCUGUGGCUUUGCAACAAAUUAGAGAUAGGACUUAGAAUUCUGUCGUUUCCUAGACACGACAACACUGAGUACACUGCAAGGAAGUUGUUUUGAGGCAAAAAGUUUCUCGAAUUUUGGUGUUGAUGAUUUACCAGGGUUUCGCUGAGUGUGGAUGUGCCAAAAACUAUUGUCUUCAAAAUAUGUGCCGCAGACUGUCCAAAAUGUCCUCCAUGCUAAAUCCAGCAUGCCCCAGUUAUUUGAGUAUUAAUCACUGAAUAAACUAGGACUCUCUGUAAUAUUAAUGUUGUAUUAUGAAACCUUCAUCAUAUUAAAUGUAAUUGUUUGUUUACAUUAUCCUGAAAAAAUGCUGAUAUGAUUAAAUAUUAAAAAGGAAACCUGUUUUAUUCUGUU